AUGGACUUCUUCUUGCUAUUCCUCGUGUUCUUUUCACCUCUCCUUCUCGUUUUAGCAUGGUUCGCCUUUUCUCGCGUGCGCCGUCAUUUCGAAGAUGAAUCGACUAGACCUGCAUUUGGACGGAGUUAUCUCCGGACAAUGGCGCAAACGGGCGGGGCCAUGUCUGAACAGAUCGAGCUGCAGGAUAUGCUCGAAGACUCGAAUCAUGAAGAGUGA
Messenger RNA from Aspergillus chevalieri, 216 nucleotides. RefSeq lists its product as uncharacterized. The record is from RefSeq and is a predicted model, not a curated record. The transcript has 2 exons. NCBI's taxonomy places the organism in Eukaryota, Fungi, Ascomycota, Eurotiomycetes, Eurotiales, Aspergillaceae. The coding region runs from base 1 to 216 and encodes 71 amino acids.